UUCUUAUCGUUUUCAACAAACAGGCCCGAGAAUGGCAUCAGGAAGGUCAUCAAUCUACCAAGAUCUGUCGGAGAUUUAUGAUAAUGUAAUCAAUAAGGAGCAUCCCCGAAAGCUGAUACCGGAGCUAUGCAAACAAUUUUACAACCUCGGCUGGGUGACCGGUACCGGCGGCGGUAUAAGUAUUAAGCUGGACGACGAAAUAUAUAUUGCCCCUUCCGGCGUGCAGAAGGAACGCAUCCAGCCGGACGAUCUUUUCAUACAGAAUAUCGAGGGCGAUGAUCUGCAAACGCCUCCGGAUUACAAAAAGUUGACGAAGAGUCAAUGUACGCCACUGUUUAUGCUUGCGUACAAAGAGCGCAAUGCUGGAGCCGUUAUCCAUACGCACAGCCCCGCAGCGGUAAUGGCGACGUUGCUCUGGCCGGGCAAAGAGUUCCGGUGCACACAUCUGGAAAUGAUUAAGGGUAUUUACGAUUACGAGCUAAACCGCAAUCUAAUGUACGAUGAAGAGCUGGUGGUGCCUAUCAUAGAGAAUACACUGUUCGAAAAGGAUCUAGAAGAAUCGAUGGCAAACGCGCUGAGGGAUUAUCCUGGCAGCUCUGCUAUACUCGUCCGUCGCCACGGUGUAUACGUAUGGGGCCACAACUGGCAGAAGGCAAAGACGAUGGCGGAAUGCUACGACUAUCUGUUCUCGCUAGCGGUGGAAAUGCGUAAAGUUGGCCUGGAUGCAAACGCCGUACCGAAACAGUACUAGAGAGGGAGUUAUUUUCCAGCUUUAACCAAUCACCU
This is a messenger RNA of Anopheles maculipalpis, 786 nucleotides long. Its product is annotated as probable methylthioribulose-1-phosphate dehydratase. The coding region runs from base 32 to 751 and encodes 239 amino acids. The record is from RefSeq and is a predicted model, not a curated record. Gene Ontology annotation, cellular component: cytoplasm. Gene Ontology annotation, molecular function: metal ion binding; methylthioribulose 1-phosphate dehydratase activity. The transcript is spliced from 7 exons. Lineage: Eukaryota; Metazoa; Arthropoda; Insecta; Diptera; Culicidae.